Messenger RNA from Gigantopelta aegis, 1149 nucleotides. RefSeq names its product transformer-2 sex-determining protein-like. Lineage: Eukaryota; Metazoa; Mollusca; Gastropoda; Neomphalida; Peltospiridae. Gene Ontology annotation, molecular function: RNA binding. Gene Ontology annotation, biological process: mRNA splicing, via spliceosome. The record is from RefSeq and is a predicted model, not a curated record. Gene Ontology annotation, cellular component: U2 snRNP; catalytic step 2 spliceosome; precatalytic spliceosome.
AUGUACAUACAAAAGGAUGAACUCAACCAAAUAUCCAUCAAUGAGUCAGGAAACUUCUUACUUGCCUGCGAUGAUACAGGCAUUGAUGGUACAACUGUUGGUGAUGAUGGUACAGCCUUUGGUGAUGGAGGUACCACCUUUGGCGAUGAAGGAACUAUCUUUACCAAAGGAGCUGAAGGUGCCGAUAGAACAAGGUCACCUAACUGUAAUAUGAAAUCCAUUCGUGACAUUACUCAAGAAGAGUUAAAAUUAGGUAUUCAAGGUAGUGCUUCCUGGCAUCAUCAAUACAGGAAGAGUGCAUAUGUAUUUUUAGGUGGUUUAGAUUAUAACUUGACUGAAGGAGAUAUUUUGUCUGUCUUCUCACAAUACGGUGAAAUUGUCAAUAUUAAUUUGGUAAGAGAUAAGAAAACAGGAAAAUCAAAAAGGAUUUUGUUUUAUUGGUUAUCACUAGUACAGAGGAAAGAAGGCCGGAAGGAAGACAGGAAAGAGUCCAAUGAGCAGGAGAGCAACUCAUCUUUUACAUCAAGAGAACAUCAGAACAGUCAAGAACAUCAGAGAACAUCAGAGCAGUCAAGAACAUCAGAGAACAUCAAAGAACAUCAGAACAGUCAAGAGAAACAUCACAACAGUCAAGAACAUCAGAACAGUCGAGAGAACAUCAGAGAAGCACAGUCAAGAACAUCAGCCAACCACUUCCAAUCAUAUCGCUCAAAGCAUCCAGUGAUAUUGUCAGCUGUUGUACCAUCUCUUCACAUUGACUGCAAUAAUGAUGAAGAUGACUGCAAUAGUCCUGGGAAGAUAGAGAUUGAAAAUAUUAUAAGAAAAACAGGGAAAUCAAAAGGAUUUUGUUUUAUUGGUUACGAAGACCAAAGAAGCACUGUUUUAGCUGUUGAUAAUUUUAAUGGAAUUAAGUUAUGUGGCCGAACAAUAGGUGUUGAUCAUGUACAACAGUAUCGACGUCCAAAAGAUGAACAUGGAAAUGAAAUUAUUGAGAAGGGUUGUGCUCCUAAAAACACCACAACACCUUCUCCUUCACCUGAACCUUCGAAUGAAUCAAAAGCAAAAAAGAAAUCAAAGAAAACCAAAAAAAGAGAAAAAGAAGAAGAAAAAGAAAUCAAAAGAGCAACUACCAGAAGAACUCAAAGAUAG